AUGGCGACUCUUACCCAAAUGGCAGCCUCCUCUGCUCUCGACAUGCAGCAGGCCAGUUCCCCCUUGUACCGCGGAAAGGCGACCAGCGAACCCAAAGCCAAUGCCACGACCAACGGCACGACCAAGCGUGCUCGUGACACCAAAUACCGUCAUGUCUUUGCAACGCACUCGUCUUCCCGUACCUCGUGUCUCAGCCAAGAUGCAGAUAAGGUUCCCAGCUUCGUCGGCUUCAGGAAUCUUAUGAUCCUGGUUCUUAUUGUCUCCAACCUGCGAUUGAUGAUUGUGAACCUGCAGAAGUAUGGUGUCCUCAUCUGCCUAUCAUGUCACGACUACCGUCGCUCCGACGUCAUCACCGGGUUGCUCCUAUACCUCCUCGUCCCUGCGCACCUCUUCGUAACCUACCUCAUCGAACUUGCCGCGGCCUGGCAGGCCAACCGAGCCUACGCCCGUAUAUCGCACGAACGUGACCAAGACACGCCCGCCAAAUACGCCGCUGCACUUCGCAGCUUCAACUCAACAUGGUACAUCGUAGCCUUCUUCCAUAGCAUCAACGCAGUCGCAAACCUCUAUAUUGCGACCAAGUACGUCUAUUACGACAUAUACCACCCCGGCAUUGGCACGCUCUGCGAAUUUCACGCCGUCAUCGUCUUCCUCAAGUGCGCUUCGUACGCGCUUACAAACCGCGAUCUUCGCCAUGCCUACCUGCACCCCAAGCAAGCCGAUCCCUUACCGGAACUAUACAAAGCAUGUCCAUACCCGCAAAACAUCAACAUGAAGAACCUAUGCUACUUCUGGUGGGCACCGACCCUUGUCUACCAACCCGUCUAUCCUCGAACCGAUAAGAUUCGCUGGGACUUCGUCCUCAAGCGCCUCGCCGAGCUCACAGGUCUUAGCAUUGUCAUUUGGAUCGCAUCUGCCCAAUACGCUGUGCCCCUGCUACAGAACUCGCUCGACAAGAUCCUUACCUUGAAUUUCACAUCCAUUGCCGAACGCGUCAUGAAGCUAUCCACCAUCAGUGUCUUCUGCUGGCUCUGUGGCUUCUUCGCCCUCUUCCAAUCCGCCCUCAACGCCCUCGCAGAAGUAAUGCGUUUCGGUGACCGAGAGUUCUACGGCGACUGGUGGAACGUGUCUUCCAUCCGUACCUACUGGACGACUUGGAAUAAGCCCGUAACAAACUUUAUGCGUCGCCACAUCUACUCGCCCCUUGUUGGUCGCGGUGUGCCUCCCGCAGUAGCCCAGAUUCUCGUCUUUCUCUUCUCGGGUAUCCUACACGAACUUCUUGUCGGCGUUCCCACCCACAACGUUAUUGGUGUUGCAUUUGCUGGCAUGAUGUUCCAAAUCCCGCUUAUCGCACUUACCGACGUAAUUCAAAAGGUCAAGUGCAUCCAAGGCAAGGUUGCGGGUAACAUGAUCUUUUGGAUGAGCUUUUGCUUAGUUGGACAGCCACUUGCUGCGUUGCUUUAUUUCUUUGCUUGGCAUGCGAAGUACGGAAGCGUAAGUAAGAGCGUGGGGGAAAGUGCUGUUAAUGUGUUCUAUCGGCGAUAG
Messenger RNA from Alternaria burnsii, 1545 nucleotides. RefSeq names its product sterol o-acyltransferase 2. NCBI's taxonomy places the organism in Eukaryota, Fungi, Ascomycota, Dothideomycetes, Pleosporales, Pleosporaceae. Gene Ontology annotation, cellular component: endoplasmic reticulum membrane. Bases 1 to 1545 code for a protein of 514 amino acids. Gene Ontology annotation, biological process: triglyceride biosynthetic process. Gene Ontology annotation, molecular function: diacylglycerol O-acyltransferase activity. The transcript has 2 exons. The record is from RefSeq and is a predicted model, not a curated record.